UUCAGUUCAACUGGCACAUUAACCCAGCAUCUAAACAGAGGAAAAGCUUCUUUUGCCCGAGGUUUGCAUGAAUAUGUUUUCAGAACUUUUUCUUAUUCUGAUAACGACAUUAGUAAGGAAGAGGUAUUUUCCGGCAAUUCUUUUUUGAUAGGUUGGUCAUUCUCCCCACAUACUGUCUUGGUACCACCUUCUGAGGAUUCUUUGGCUUUUCUAGUAACUGCUGUUUCCCAUUCAUUCAUUCAUUCAUUUUUUUUUUUUUUAAUCUCUAUUUGCUUGAUUUUGUUGGUGCCUGUAUUGAAAUUAAUGUUCUCGUACUGAAUUCAUUGAGCAAUUGAUGUUCUUAUUUAUUUUACUAGUUCUGUCUGUGAAAUUUCCUAUUGGUGCAAACUCAAAGGGGGGUCGGUUAAACAGCUACCUUAAUGGUGUUUCAUAUGUUGAUUCAAUUUCUUAACUGCCUUAGAACUUAUCGGUGUUGACAACAUGGAUUGAAAAGAAAAUUUGAUUAGAUUUUUUUAUUGGUUGUCUGAACGUUCACGUUUGAUUUAAAAAUAAAGAUAAUAAAAGAUCCGUUCUUUGGGUUCUUUGUCAAUCACUGCAAAUAUUCCUAUGACCUGAUAUAGAGGAAAGCCUAGAAAUUAUUCUGUGAUCAUGUUUCAGAUUAUUAUGUCGAACCUCACUCAUCCAUCCAGCCUUAACGAUGGGGUUGCUAAUUCAAAAGAAUGAUGUUUGUCUUGCAGCUAUCGUCGUAUAGUUUAGGUUGUUCGAAGUGAUUACGAAAAAUAGUGGAAAUAAGUAUUUCUCCAGACAACAUGGCUGAAGAAAAUACUUCCCUUGGAGAAAUAAUCACAGAGCAGUCCACAGCAUGGACAAGCAAUAUAGUCAUAGAUUUAGGAAAAAAUCAAGAAAUCACGGACAACCAGCAACAUUCAAACAAGAACCAGGGGAAAGAGGAAAGCAUUAAUAGAGUACCAUAUUAUAAACUUUUCUCCUUUGCUGACUCCCUGGAUUAUCUGCUAAUGUUUGUUGGCACAGUUGCUGCUGUUGGAAGUGGAAUAUCUAUGCCUUUCAUGACCAUAAUCUUUGGAGAUACGAUUGAUUCUUUUGGAGGAACAGUAAAUACCAAAGAUGUAGUUCACAAGGUUUCCAAGAUGUCCCUAAACUUUGUAUACUUGGCUUUGGGAUCUGGCGUUGCAUCGUUUUUUCAGAUGGCUUGUUGGAUGGUGACCGGGGAGAGGCAGGCUGCACGUAUAAGAAGUUUAUACUUGAAAACUAUUUUGAGGCAAGAUAUUGGCUUCUUUGAUAAGGAAGCUAAAACAGGAGAAAUAGUUGGGAGGAUGUCGGGAGACACUGUACUUAUUCAAGAUGCAUUGGGCGAGAAGGUUGGAAAGUUCAUACAGUUGGUAGCAACAUUCGUAGGAGGCUUUGUUAUAGCAUUUGUCAAGGGAUGGCUUCUUGCCCUUGUCUUGCUAUCUUCCUUUCCACCUCUUGUCAUCUCUGCUGCUGCCAUGAGCAUCAUUAUUGGAAAGAUGGCAUCCCAAGGGCAAACUGCUUAUUCAGUGGCAGCGACCGUGGUAGAGCAGACGAUUGGUUCCAUAAGAACUGUUGCAUCCUAUACAGGGGAAAAGGAAGCCAUAACUAAGUACAAAAAGUCUUUAACCAAAGCUUACAAGUCUGGUAUCCAAGAGGGCUUGGCUGCUGGGUUGGGACUUGGUGCAGCUACGUUUAUUAUGUUCUGCAGUUAUGCUUUGGCGAUAUGGUUUGGUGGGAAAAUGAUUCUUGAGAAGGGAUAUACGGGAGGGGAUGUCAUUAAUGUACUUUUUGCUGUUCUGACUGGCUCCGUAUCGCUUGGUCAGGCCUCUCCAUGCAUGAGCGCAUUUGCUGCUGGACAAGCUGCAGCCUUUAAGAUGUUUGAGACAAUUAACAGGAAGCCAAAGAUAGAUGCUUACAACACUGAGGGACUACAAUUAGAUGAUAUUCGUGGAGAUAUAGAACUAAGGGAUGUGCAUUUUAGUUAUCCUGCAAGACCUGAAGAACAAAUAUUCAGUGGAUUUUCUCUUUCAAUACCUAGUGGUACAACAGCUGCUUUGGUUGGGCAGAGUGGAAGUGGGAAAUCAACAGUAAUCAAUUUGAUUGAGAGAUUUUAUGAUCCACAAGCUGGUGAGGUUCUUAUUGACAACAUUAAUCUUAGAGAGUUCCAACUAAAGUGGAUCAGAAAGAAAAUUGGCCUUGUCAGCCAAGAACCUGUGUUGUUUACUUCUAGCAUUAAAGACAAUAUUGCUUAUGGUAAGGAUGGGGCAACUACGGAAGAGAUAAGAGCUGCUGUUGAGCUGGCCAAUGCUGCUAAAUUCAUUGAUAAACUCCCUCAGGGACUAGACACGAUGGUUGGUGAGCAUGGAACUCAGUUAUCUGGGGGUCAAAAGCAGAGAGUUGCUAUAGCCAGAGCCAUUCUAAAAGACCCAAGAAUUCUACUACUAGAUGAAGCCACAAGUGCUCUCGAUGCAGAAUCUGAGAGAAUUGUGCAGGAAGCAUUGGAUAGAAUUAUGACCAAUCGAACAACCAUUAUUAUUGCUCAUCGCUUGAGUACAGUGAGGAAUGCUGAUAUGAUUGCAGUUAUACAUCAAGGGAAAAUUGUUGAAAAGGGUACACACUCUGAGCUUACUAAAGAGCCUGAAGGACCAUAUAGCCAGCUUAUACGAUUGCAAGAUCUUAGCACAGUGUCAGAACAAAAUGCUUUAGAUGACCAGGACAUGCUAGAACCUAUGAAUUCCGUGAAAAAUUUGAGUCAACAAUUUUCUUUGUUACGAUCCAUAAGUCAAAAAUCAUCUGAAAUUGGAAAUAGCAGUCGUCACUCAUUCUCAAUUACAUUUGGUGUGCCAACUACAAGUAUGCUGGAAACAGAACCUAUAGAAAGUAAUGCUCAAGCUUUAGCACCAUCCCAACUACCUCCAGAAGUGUCACUUUGCCGUCUUGCUUAUCUUAACAAGCCAGAGAUCAUAGUGUUACUUCUUGGCAGUAUAGCUGCAGUAGCCAAUGGGGUAAUUUUUCCUGUUUUAGGGAUAGUAAUCUCCGGAAUGAUCAAAACUUUUUAUGAACCAAGAGAUGAGCUCCGUAAGGACUCAAAAUUUUGGGCAUUAAUCUUUGUUUUACUUGGUGUGGCAUCUCUAUUGGCCCAACCUUCAAAAUCAUACUUCUUUGCUGUUGCGGGAUGUAAGUUGAUAAGGCGGAUCCGAUUAAUGUGCUUCAAGAAAGUGGUUUAUAUGGAAGUAAGUUGGUUUGACGAACCUGAGCACUCGAGUGGUGCACUAGGUGCAAGACUCUCUGCAGAUGCAGAGUCUAUGCGAGGUCUAGUUGGAGAUGCACUUGCUUUGCUUGUUCAAAAUAUUGCGAGUGCUAUUGCUGGUUUGGUUAUUGCUUUCACAACAAAUUGGAUACUGGCUUUGAUAAUCUUUGUUUUGCUACCUCUCAUUGGAGUAAGUGGAUACCUUCGAAUGGAGUUCAUGAAAGGAUUUAGUGCAAAUGCAAAGAAAAUGUAUGAAGAAGCAAGUCAAGUUGCAAAUGAUGCAGUGGGGAGUAUAAGAAUAGUUUCUUCUUUCUGUGCUGAAGAGAAGGUGAUGGAAUUGUACCAUAGAAAAUGUGAAGGCCCAAUUAAGACUGGUAUAAGGCAAGGGUUAAUCAGUGGAGUAGGCUUUGGGCUAUCAUUCUUCUUGCUGUUUGCAGUAUAUGCAUGUAGUUUUUAUGUUGGAGCCCGACUUGUUGAGGAUGGCAAGACAACAUUCUCAGAAGUUUUUCGAGUUUUCUUUACUCUUACAAUGGCUGCCGUGGGAAUUGCUCAAUCAAGUUCCCUAGCCCCUGAUGCAAGUAAAGCAAAGAGUUCUGCUGCUUCUAUAUUUGCAAUUCUUGACAGGAAAUCAAAGACAAAUUCUAGUGAUACCUCUGGGACGACGAUAGAAAAUUUAAAGGGAGAUAUUGAACUCCACCAUGUCAGCUUCAGGUAUCCCAUGAGACCUGAAGUUCAGAUAUUCAGGGAUCUUUGCUUGGCUAUUCAUUUUGGCAAGAUGGUUGCUUUGGUUGGCGAAAGUGGGAGCGGAAAGUCAACAAUGAUCUCCUUGUUGCAAAGGUUCUAUGAACCUGAUUCUGGUCAUAUUACACUGGAUGGAAUUGAAAUUCAAAGGCUACAGCUAAAGUGGCUAAGGCAGCAAAUGGGCUUGGUGAGUCAGGAGCCUGUGUUAUUUAAUGACACCAUCUGGGCCAACAUUGCCUAUGGAAAGGAAGGAGAUGCAACAGAUGCAGAAAUUUUAGCCGCAGCAGAAUUAGCAAACGCCCACAAGUUUAUUUGUAGUUUGCAACAGAUUUUUCAUUAGAUGCUAUGAAAUGUUUACGUCAUGAUCCUUGCGCACGUGGGGCUAUCUCAACUGUCCAAGAAAUCCAACUGCUCAGUUGGUAUACACUUAAGACAUCAUGUGUCUGAAUUUCCCAAGGGCAACAAGUCAGAUGGCAACUAGCUUAGAAGGGAUCCGAUUUAUGUCAUGUUUAUUUCAUUGUUUAUUAGUUCAUGUACUGUUUGUUAUUAGUGGUCCGGCAGAAUGGGUCUGUUUGUGGUAUUUUCCUAGUCUUUAGGAGUAAAAGGGCUCAGUGGCCAAAGGGGAUAGGUUUGUCAUCAAGAUCAAUUUGUAGUGGCUUAGUGUGACAGUGUCCCUUAAUUAGUGAAUUAUGGUUAUCAUUUUGUUAUUUUAGUCUAGUUAUUGUGGAGUCCAUGUAUUU
This is a messenger RNA of Carya illinoinensis, 4761 nucleotides long. RefSeq names its product ABC transporter B family member 4-like. Gene Ontology annotation, biological process: transmembrane transport. Lineage: Eukaryota; Viridiplantae; Streptophyta; Magnoliopsida; Fagales; Juglandaceae. Gene Ontology annotation, molecular function: ATP binding; ABC-type transporter activity; ATP hydrolysis activity. The record is from RefSeq and is a predicted model, not a curated record. Bases 810 to 4361 code for a protein of 1183 amino acids. The transcript is spliced from 13 exons. Gene Ontology annotation, cellular component: membrane.